This is a messenger RNA of Xiphias gladius (swordfish), 2677 nucleotides long. RefSeq names its product acid-sensing (proton-gated) ion channel 1c (gene asic1c). Gene Ontology annotation, biological process: sodium ion transmembrane transport. The record is from RefSeq and is a predicted model, not a curated record. Lineage: Eukaryota; Metazoa; Chordata; Actinopteri; Istiophoriformes; Xiphiidae. Gene Ontology annotation, cellular component: membrane. Bases 680 to 2251 code for a protein of 523 amino acids. The transcript is spliced from 12 exons.
CCACACGGCAGAAUAUAAAUCUGUAUGUUAACAGGACUAAAGCUGGAGGUCUCGAAGCAGCUUUAGUGGUUAUGCAGGUGGGGGUGGCCAUAAAGGAUCAAGAGGUGGUCUCCCCUAUUAACUGAGGAUCUGUGCAAAUAAGGAAGUGGGACCCGUGGAAGCUGUGAACGACGGUUGUCAAGCACAGUGGUGGGUUGGUCGGAGGUCUCUGACCCUCUCAUUUUCAUUUCUGGAAGAAAAGAGAAGAGCAAAAGAGACACGAGAGAAAAAGGAAGGUGGCAGCGAGGGACCAGAAUCAGGAGGCAUUGCGUUUUGGUAGAAGUGGGUGUUUCUCAAGCUGUCAUUGUGUUUGGUGCCGCUACAAAGGACAGCUGAGCAGGGAGUGAGAGAGAAAGCUUUGGAGAUAAUAAAAUAGCAGCCUGAAAGAAAAGGGGGGACCUGGGACUACAGGAACAGCUGACAACAAUUGGAAGGUGAAUUGUGAUGAAAAUAAAACUGUUACAAAGACUGACAACCAUUUUGAGAUAGCUAUUUAUUGAGACUAUUACCACUUCUUGAGGGAAUAAAGAAGCAGUGUGCCAAACCAACACUGUCGGUUGGAUUCUGCUAUUGCUGUUGCUAAGCAAACUCUCUAACCUGAAGUUCUUUGGGAGACAGUAUUGAGCAUCACUCUACAGCCAUGAAGGGAAGCUCAGAGGAAAGCAUUGAAAGCAUCAGGCCCUCCAACCUGCAAGCUUUUGCUAACAUAUCCACCCUACAUGGCAUGAGUCACAUAUUCGCCUAUGGGCACAUGACAUUCCGUCGGUUCCUUUGGACUCUCUCAUUCCUGGGUUCACUAGGCUUAUUGAUGCUGGUCUGCAUGGAUCGAGUGUCAUAUUACCUGGAGUAUCCUCACGUCACCAAGCUGGAUGAGGUUGCGGCGACAAACCUUACCUUCCCAGCAGUUACCUUCUGUAACCUCAAUGAGUUCCGCUUCUCCAAAAUCACCAGAAAUGACCUCUAUCAUGUGGGAGAGCUCCUGGCCCUCCUCAACAAUAACUACCAAAUUGCCAACCCACACUUGGCUGAGCCAGAGGUUCUGGCCGCCCUAAAGGAUAAAGCAAACUUCCAGAACUUCAAGCCCAAACUGUUCAACAUGACUGAUUUCUAUAACCGUACAGGUCAUGACAUCAGUGAUAUGCUACUGCAGUGCACCUUUCGAGGAGAGGAUUGCUAUCCAGUGAACUUCACCACAAUUUACACACGCUACGGAAAAUGCUACACUUUCAACUCGGGAUUAGACGGCAACCCUUUGUUGACCACAUUGAAAGGUGGCACAGGGAACGGCUUGGAGAUCAUGUUGGAUAUUCAGCAGGAUGAAUACUUGCCUGUUUGGGGAGAGACAGAUGAGACCUCCUACGAAGCAGGCAUCAAGGUUCAGAUCCACAGCCAGGAUGAGCCGCCCUUCAUUGACCAACUGGGAUUUGGUGUGGCCCCUGGUUUUCAAACUUUUGUGUCAUGUCAGCAGCAACUGCUUCAGUACCUCCCUCCGCCUUGGGGGGAUUGCAAGUCUACUCCCAUAGACUCUGAAUACUUCUCCACGUACAGCAUCACCGCCUGCCGCAUUGACUGUGAAACCCGGUACCUGCUGGAGAAUUGCAACUGCAGGAUGGUUCACAUGCCGGGGACCUCAACAGUUUGCACACCUGAGCAGUACAAAGACUGUGCUGACCCAGCUUUAGACUUUUUGGUAGAGAAAGACAACGAUUACUGUGUCUGUCAGACGCCCUGCAACAUGACUCGGUAUGGCAAGGAGCUGUCCAUGGUUAAGAUCCCCAGUAAGGCAUCUGCUAAAUAUCUGGCUAAGAAAUUCAACAAAACUGAGCAAUAUAUUGGGGAAAAUAUAUUGGUCUUGGACAUCUUCUUUGAAGCUCUGAAUUAUGAGAAGAUUGAGCAGAAGAAGGCCUAUGAAAUUGCAGGGCUUCUCGGUGACAUCGGAGGUCAGAUGGGGCUGUUUAUCGGAGCCAGUGUUUUAACGAUACUGGAAAUAUUUGACUACCUAUAUGAGGUGUUUAAGGAUAAGGUUUUGGGUUACUUCAUACGCAAGAAACGACCCCAGCGUUGCCAGAGCGACAAUCUGGAGUUUCCAGAGAACCCAACCAGCCCUGGUGUCACGCCUAAUCAUGCCCCCAGAGCACCUGUGACACCCUCCGGAGUCACUCGGACAGUCUCGGAUUCACGCCGAACAUGUUACCUCGUCACCCGACUCUAGGCAACUUUGAGGAGUUUGCUUGUUGACGACAUAAAGUAGGGGUUGGGGGUAGGGUGGCACAUCUGGGGACUUGACAGCAAACUGUGAAUUGAUUUAUGUAUUUAACAGAAAAACGGUUGAGUGUAUAACUCAAAAACGUAUAGUAGAGUUUAUCAACGCCUGAAUAGAAAUAGAAUACUAUCAUCAGAAAAAAAAGAGACCACUUCCACAACAGAACUCAGGUUUAACUGCCAUGUCAAGGCAUCAUUGUUAAUUUUUUCAUGUUUCAUUUUGUGGAUUUGUUUUUCUUAUCCAGUCACUUGAGAGUAUACAAUCACUAGAGAUACAGUAAAUGUGUCCAAAAACGGGAUUCUGACCAGUGUUGAAACGAGUUACAUAGUACUGUUGUGCUAGUUUGCUGUACAUCGAUCAAAAAAAAAAAAAGAA